AUGCGCCACUCCCAUUUCCUCUCGUCGCUCGUUGGCGUCCUCCUCGCAGUGUCAGCCGUAGCCAUUGCUCAAACUCCUCAGCCCCCGCCCACCUUCGACGCCAUAUUCACGGGGCAGUUGGUCAUCGGCCCUCCUAACGACGUUCUAAACACUACGGGACCGUUUGGUACCCGCAUACACUCACCCCUUACAGGGGGGAACCUCACCGACGCGAAGACGGGCGAGGUUCUGGCAACGCUCCUUCCCACCGCAGACAAUGGCAUCAUCAGCAACUCGGGGAUACUAUUCCCUUCGGCUGUCCUGCCAUACGUCUGGAAGGCUGACGGAAGGCUAGCCUCCAUAGCUGUAAAUGGCAUAGGGGACAUGAAGACCGGGUCCCUUUCCUACGCACACGUGGAAACGGACUCGCCUGCGUACUCGUGGAUGAACAGCAACUUCUUCCUCUUCAAGGUUGUGGUCGGGUCAGACCCGCAGGCGCCGGAGUUCACUUUGUACCGAGUGGCCAAUACCACGAAGCACUAGAAACUCUAGUACUUCGGGGUGGAAAGGGACUAUAGGAAGGGAUAUCAUACAACCUGGAGCGUCGCACUAAAUGGAUAUACGCGUACGCCUGAGGUUUGAAUCGUGAAGUAG
Dichomitus squalens LYAD-421 SS1 is the source of this 633-nucleotide messenger RNA. RefSeq lists its product as uncharacterized. The transcript is spliced from 4 exons. The record is from RefSeq and is a predicted model, not a curated record. The coding region runs from base 1 to 522 and encodes 173 amino acids. Lineage: Eukaryota; Fungi; Basidiomycota; Agaricomycetes; Polyporales; Polyporaceae.